CGGUGCCGCCGGCGGCUCAGUCGCUUUGGAGGAUGGCGGCGGCGACGGCGACCGCGCUUCUCGGGCUGCUGCUGCUGCUGCUGCUGGCGGCGCCCGCCGCGCUGGCGGCUCCGGGCUGGGCUGUGCCGGUGGACGUGCGCGGGGACUCGGUGCGGGAGGCGGCCCGCUUCGCCCUGGCCGAGGCUUUCCCCCAAGGGCAUCCCCGAGGACUGUGGGCGCUGCGCGGAGCCAGGACGCAGGUGGUGAAUGGAGUCAAACACUACUUGGAUGUCGUCCUGCUCCAGAGUCUGUGCAAGAGGGGUGAGAUUGCAGGCUGCAACAAUGCUUCGGGGUCUCAUCCUCUAGGAAAACCAGAACACGUGUCCUGCCACUUCGAGGUUUGGAGCCAGCCCUGGGCAAGCAACAAGAAUCUGCUUAAGCAAGACUGCCAUCCCACCGAACCAUUGGCUGAAAUCCAGGCGUCCAUGCUGGGUCCAUGGGAGACGUUUCCUCUGACCGGCCCUUUUGUGGGCGCAGCUGGGACACCUUUGAGGCAGAUGGAAUCUCUCCAGAACGCCUCCGCCCACCUGGUCUCCCUCUUCAAGGACUUUCUGACAACCUACAAGAAGAGCUACCUGGACGAAAGAGAGACCCAAAGGCGCUUCCGCAUUUUUGCCGAGAACCUGGAGAAGGCCCGUCUCUAUCAGGAACUGGAUCAGGGCACCGCAGAAUACGGAGUCACCAAAUUUAGCGACCUGACAGAGGAAGAGUUCCGUUCCAGGUACCUGAAUCCACUGCUGACAAAGCUACCUGGCCGGCCCAUGAAAGUGGCCUCCAUCCCAAAUGGUUCGUUUCCUGAGGAAUGGGACUGGCGGGAUCAUGGAGCUGUCACAGGGGUCAAAAACCAGGGCGAGUGUGGCUCCUGCUGGGCCUUUUCCGUAACGGGCAACAUAGAAGGACAGUGGUACCUUCACAAGGGUAACUUGCUCUCCCUCUCUGAGCAAGAGCUGGUGGACUGUGACCUUAUAGACAAAGCCUGUGGAGGCGGCUUGCCUUCUAACGCCUACGAGGCUAUUGAGAAGUUGGGGGGCUUGGAGACCGAGGGAGAUUACAGCUACCAAGGUUUCGAACAAAACUGUGGCUUCUCCAAGGAGAAAGUGGCCGUUUACAUCAACAGCAGCGUGGCCAUCUCCCAGGACGAGAGCGAGAUUGCAGCUUGGCUGGCCAAGAACGGUCCCAUCUCCAUUGCUCUGAACGCCUUUGCUAUGCAGUUCUACCGUAAAGGCAUUUCCCACCCCUUCUUCGUGCUCUGUAAUCCCUGGAUGAUCGACCAUGCCGUCCUCUUGGUGGGCUACGGCACACGUGGCCGAAUUCCCUUCUGGGCGAUCAAGAACAGCUGGGGUGGAAACUGGGGGGAGAAGGGCUACUACUACUUGUACCGUGGGAGCCACUCCUGUGGCAUGAACACCAUGUGCAGCUCUGCGGUGGUAAACUAGCCAGCUUCGUCCUCUCAGUCGCCUCUUUAGUGCUGGUAAUGGUAUCUGGGCAGCAUCUGCUGUGGAGUCCCACCAGUUCCGGCAGAGCCUGGCAGGCGUCCCCCGUGGGAAGCUGCAGCCCAGAGAAGUGGAGCUGAUGCCACAGGAUAGAACCUCCACACCACACCCACUUCUCCUGGGUCCAGAAUCGGCAAUGGCGUAUUUCUCGACUCUAUACCUGUGUGGAAUACGCAUCGCCCCUCUCCGUGAAUCGGCCUUUGACCUCUUCUCUCACCACUUCCACCAAAGUGAUUUUUCAAUCGUUUUUCUCCUUGUGGGCUGCAGACCUGCAAGAUCCUAAGUUUGCUUUGUUUUAACUUUGAUUAAUGUGUGUGUGUCAGCAAGUGAUUAUGAUUCUGUGUAUUGUUUGAGCAAAACAGGAUUGAAAAGGCAGCUAAUCCUUGACUUACAACCACAAUUGGGAACUGAUUUUUCGUUGCUAAGUGAGACAAAUGUUAAGCGAGUCAUGCCUGAUUUUACUAGCUUUUUGCCCAGGGCUGCUUAAGCAAAACACUGUAGUUGUUAAAUGAAUCAGGUGGUCAUUAAGUGAAUCCAGCUUUCCCCCUUUAACUUUGCUUGUUGGAGGCUGGCUGGGAAAGUCGCAGAUGGCGAUCACAGGACCCUGAGCUGCUGCAACCGUUGUAAAAAUGGACCCAAUUUGGGUGCCACAGACCCAAAUUUUGAUCACAUGACCCCGGGGAUGCUUGCAGCAUGAAUAAGACACUUUUUUUCAGUGUUUUGAGUGGCUGCCACACAAAUGGUCAUAAGUCGAGGACUACCCACAGCUAAAUUUAAGAGUUCCUAUAAGACGAGUUGGGUGUCAAACAAAUCUAUUAAAUAAAUACAUUAAAAUAGUAUUAAUGCAAACUUUUGGAACUCUGAGCUGAUCCUUGGAGCUCCAACCUCAACAAUUAUUUUUCAUUCAUUUAAGUUUUCAGAUGACAGUUCCUGCUUUUGUGCAGGAAGGUGACUUAAUAAGUUAUGGAGGACAGAAUAAAUUAUAUUCUCAUUUAAUUACAGGGGAGAGUCCUGAUUGAGAACUUCUGCCAGAAGUAUAGAGGUGUCUGUAGUGUGCUAGUUGAACGUGUGGUCUGACUUCUUGUAAUUUAACUUAAAAAAAAAAUCUGUAUUAGAGGGAUGUUCUGAGAAAUUCCUCUUCCUUGCGAGAGCCCCUUUUAGGAGCUCUGUCAGUAGGUCAACAUCAGUAUUCUUUGCUUUGCUUUGAGACCCAAUAAAAUGCACUUGUAACAAAAAUAUCUUAAUCAAAA
Pantherophis guttatus is the source of this 2782-nucleotide messenger RNA. RefSeq names its product cathepsin F (gene CTSF). The record is from RefSeq and is a predicted model, not a curated record. Gene Ontology annotation, biological process: proteolysis. Lineage: Eukaryota; Metazoa; Chordata; Lepidosauria; Squamata; Colubridae. Gene Ontology annotation, molecular function: cysteine-type endopeptidase inhibitor activity; cysteine-type peptidase activity.